UAGAACACGGAAGUAGGAUUGGAAACGAGUUUAUUAUUAUUUUUUGCGUCGCUUGUGUUGAGUAAAGAAAGACAUACUGACUAAACUGAAUAGACUACCCAGCUCUCAUUUUACUGAAAAUGUCUAAACUACAGUUGUUGCGUGUAUUUUUAGAUGAGCGUUUAACGGCGGCUGCUGUGGAUAUUUUUGGGGAAGUUGAGAAAACGGUAGUGGAAUACCAGGAGGAGAAUGAUCGGCUACUGAGAAUGCUGCGGAUCACACCAGAGAUAAAACAAUGUAGAAUAGUCCCUCCAGAAUCCCUGCAGCUCUCUGUCUCUGAAGAGGAGGUUCCCCCUGAGCAGCAGCACUGUGAGCAGGAGUGGAGCCCCAGUCUGGGACAGGAGGACCCAGAGACCACACAGAUUAAAGAGGAACAGGAGGAAGUCAGGACCAGUCAGGAGGAAGAGCAGCUUCAAGGGGUGGAGCCUGAUGUCAUAGAGUUCAUAUUUACUCCUUCCUGUGUGAAAAGUGAAUGUGAUCAGGAGGACCCAUGUCAAGAAGCCGUACUAGCUGAACACCCAACUCUCAGUCCACUGAAAACAUCUAAACUACAGUCGUUUCGAGAGUUUUUAAAUGAGCGUUUAACAGCGUUUGCUGCUGUGGAGAUUUCUGGGGAAUUUGUGAAAAUGGUAGCAGAGUACCAGGAAGAGAAUGAUCGGCUACGGAGACUGCUGCGGAUCACACCAGAGAUACAACUAUGUAGAAUAGACUCCCUGCAGAUCUCUGUCUCUGAAGAGGAGGUUCCCCCUGAGCAGCAGCACUGUGAGCAGGAGUGGAGUCCCAGUCUGGGGCAGAAGGACCCAGAGACCACACAGAUUAAAGAGGAACAGGAGGAAGUCAGGACCAGUCAGGAGGAAGAGCAGCUUCAAGGGCUGGAGCCUGAUAUCAUAGGGUUCAUUUUCUCUCCUUCCUGUGUGAAAAGUGAAUGUGAUCAGGAGGACCAAACCAAGACUGUGGAGAACAGAGAGAGUCACUCUGAAACAGUGGAUCUCAAACCUUUUGGCACUGUGACCCACAUUAAGGGUCUCUACAUUCCCUGUGACCCUCCAGAUAAUCAAAACAAUGCCUCCAGCCACAGUUCAGCUGUAAGCAGUGACCCAGUAGGACUUGACAGCAGCCCACCAUUGGAGAAACACCUGACCAAGCCCAGCACUACAUCUAGAAAAACUCACAGCUGCUGUGACUGUGGUGAAGCGUUUGCUCUGAAAGCUGACCUGCAGAGACAUGUGACUCUCACCAAGAAGAGACCCAGUGAAUGUAGAUUCUGCAAAAAACGCUACAACUCCACCUGUAAACUAAAGGCCCACGUCCGACUCUGUCACAGUGGGAAACCCUGCACCUGCCCUGUUUGUGGAAAGAUCUUCAAACAAAAAGGGCAUCUGUCCAGGCACAUGAGGAUUCACACAGGAGAGAAACCGUUCAGUUGUGGUGACUGUGGGAAAAGCUUCCGUCUGAAGGGGCAUCUAACCAGGCACAAACUAAUUCACACAGGGGAAAAUCCAUUUAGCUGUGGUGACUGUGGGAAAAGAUUCAGUCUCAAGCAGCAUCUAACCAGGCACAAAUUGAUUCACACAGGAGAGAAACCUUUUAGCUGUGGCAACUGCGGGAAAAGCUUCAAUCUCAAGAAGACACUAACUGAACAUAUACGGACUCACACAGGAGAGAAACCUUUUAGCUGUGGUGAUUGUGGAAAAAGCUUUAGUGUCAAGAAGACACUAAUUGAACAUAUACGGACUCACACAGGAGAGAAGCCAUAUAGCUGUGGUGACUGUGGGAAAAGCUUCAGUGUCAAUAGGAACCUAACUAAGCACAAACUGACUCACACAGGAGAGAAACAACAUGGCUGCUCAGUGUGUGGUAAAAGAUUCAUUCAGAAGACUAAUCUGCUGAGGCAUGUCAAAAACAACCACAAAGAAUAAAAACAAGACAAAGGAACAAAGAAAGUAAAUGAGGGGACUAAGAGAGUAUUGAGAUACACCUGUGGACCAAUUCUAGCUGGUCCUCCUGAUCCUGCUCAGUCCAAUGUCACAGUAAUGAUAUAAAUGGGGCUGUUGUCUGAGCCUAACAGGUAAUGUUGCUACUCUUUGUGUAUGAAUUGGACAAUCUGCAGUUCAGACAACCACCACUUUUUAGGUGAACAACUGAGGGAUGGUGUUGGAGAGUUGUGAACACUCAAAAUCAUAGACGGAUAUCAAAUUUGCCUGGUGUUACUUUGUUAAAGGUACCAUCAGAGGUGUACACUACAAUGCAAGAUUUAGUUAGCUAGAGAUUUAGUUAGCUAGAGAUUUAGUUAGCUAGAGAUUUAGUUAGCUAGAGAUUUAGUUAGCUAGUUAACUAAAUAAACUUUGUAUGGAGAAAGAUAAACACCAAAUGGGCGUGGUCUAAUUGACUCAACAACGUAACAACGUAACAACAUAACAACAUAACAACAUAACAACGUAACAACGUAACAACGUAACAACAUAACAACAUAACAACCUAACAACUUAACAACGUAACAACGUAACAACGUAACAACCUAACAACGUAAGUGUUGAUUUUUUAAUGAACCAGAAAAUCUCUAGGUAUUUCUGGUUGCUUAUCAAAGUUAUCUGUUUCAUUGAACCUGCUUUGUAGUGUACCCAUCUGCAGUUCAAACAAGAACAAAGUGGGAAACCUGCCACUGUUUUGGUAAACAACUGAGGGAAAGGGGUUGGAGAAAUGUACAUAUUCAGACAGAUCGUUCGAUGCCAGGACUGAUCAAAAUAAUAGUUGUAACCAUAUUAUGUGGCUAUACAGUGUUUGGUUGCCAUGUUAGGUUCAUAUGUUUUGUGUUCUGGUGGGGUAUGACUGUCCAAAGUCCAAAAUUCGAUGUACCAAUCACAGAUUGCCCCUUAAAACCCCCUAGAGUUGAUUGAGGCACCUGUGCAUCACACGACGACGUCAUUUUGAAUAUAGAACAGCCCUCUGUGUAUUUAAUAUAGUGGCUGCAGCUCAAUCCCCUCUUUCCGCCGACAUGAAGUUUGCAGCCGUUCCAUAACACGGGGCUUGUGAAAAGCGGCCUUUUUCUACACGUGAGAAGCUGUGGACGAGAAAAUAUUCACAGAAUAAUGUGUUCAACCCAAAACCGUGAGAGCUACAAUCUAAUGUCACCAAUGUUGAAAGGAGAGACUUUGAUUGGCUCUAUGACAUCAACAAGCUUACAGCAGUCCUCUGAACUCUGUCGCGGACUACGUCAUUUCAAAGAGGUGUCACAAAACCGACUGUCCCGACCAAACCGUUGGCGAUACAAACAAAUGUCACCAAUAUUCAGUAGUGUAAAGUACUUAGGUAAAAGUACUUUAAAGUAUUAAUGAAGUUGUUUUUUGGGGGGGUAUCUGUACUUUACUAUUUAUAUUUUUGACAACUUUUACUUCACUACAUUCCUAAUGAAAAUAAUGUACACGGUCAAAUUCGCGCACUUAUCAAGAGAACACGUGGUCAUCCCUACUGCCUCUGAUCUGGCAGACUCACUAAAUAUACAUUUAGUGCUUGUAAAUAAUGUCGGAGUGUUGGAGUGUACCCCUGACUAUCCGUAAAUAAUGUUGGAGUGUUGGAGUGUACCCCUGACUAUCCGUAAAUAAUGUCGGAGUGUUGGAGUGUACCCCUGACUAUCCGUAAAUAAUGUCGGAGUGUUGGAGUGUACCCCUGACUAUCCGUAAAUAAUGUCGGAGUGUUGGAGUGUACCCCUGACUAUCCGUAAAUAAUGUUGGAGUGUUGGAGUGUACCCCUGACUAUCCGUAAAUAAUGUCGGAGUGUUGGAGUGUACCCCUGACUAUCCGUAAAUAAUGUCGGAGUGUUGGAGUGUACCCCUGACUAUCCGUAAAUAAUGUCGGAGUGUUGGAGUGUACCCCUGACUAUCCGUAAAUAAUGUUAGGGUGUUGGAGUGUACCCCUGACUAUCCGUAAAUAAUGUCGGAGUGUUGGAGUGUACCCCUGACUAUCCGUAAAUAAUGUCGGAGUGUUGGAGUGUACCCCUGACUAUCCGUAAAUAAUGUCGGAGUGUUGGAGUGUACCCCUGACUAUCCGUAAAUAAUGUUAGGGUGUUGGAGUGUACCCCUGACUAUCCGUAAAUAAUGUCGGAGUGUUGGAGUGUACCCCUGACUAUCCGUAAAUAAUGUCGGAGUGUUGGAGUGUACCCCUGACUAUCCGUAAAUAAUGUUAGGGUGUUGGAGUGUACCCCUGACUAUCCGUAAAUAAUGUCGGAGUGUUGGAGUGUACCCCUGACUAUCCGUAAAAAACAAAAACAGGAAAUGGUGCCGUCUGCAUUGCUUAGUAUAAGGAAUUUGAAAUGAUUUAUACUUUUACUUUUGGUACAUAAGUAUAUUUAGAACCAAAUACUUUUAGACUUUUACUCAAGUAGUAUUUUACUGAGUGAAUUUCACUUUUUACUUGAGUCAUUUUCUAUGAAGGUAUCUUUACUUUUACUCAAGUUUGACAAUUGGAUACUUUUUCCACCACUGCCAAUAUUGAAAACUCUCACGAAUGCGAAGGUGUCUGUUGUUGUGCUUGACAACACACACAAGCUCCAGAGGAGUCGUCUGAAGGUAACCGAGGUAACCCAGUGCCAGGCUGUAAAAAGUGCGUAGGGUAUAAUGUGUAAAAAUAAAGAAAAACCCUUGAAUGAGUAGGUGUGUCCAAACUUUUGACUGGUACUGUGUAUAUAUACACACAUACAAUGCAUUCGGAAAGUAUUCAGACCCCUCGACCUUCUCCACAUUUUGUUACGUUAGUCUUAUUCUAAAAUUGAUUUAAAUACAUGUUUUUCCUCAUCAAUCUACACACAAUACCCCAUAAUGACAUCACAAUACCCCAUAAUGACAUCACAAUACCCCAUAAUGACAUCACAAUACCCCAUAAUGACGAAGCAAAAAUAGGUUUAGACAUUUUUGCAAAUGUAAAAAUGCCUUAUUUACAUAAGUAUUCAGACCCUUUGCUAUGAGACUUGAAGUUGAGCUCAGGUGCAUCCGUUUUCCAUUGAUCAUCCUUGAGAUGUUUCUACAAUAUGAUUAGAGUCCACCUGUGGUAAAUUCAAUUGAUUGGACAUGAUUUGGAAAGGCACACACCUAUCUAUAGUACCAGUCAAAAAUUUGGACACACCUACUCAAUCAAGGGUUUUUCUUUAUUUUGACUAUUUUCUACAUUGUAGAAUAAUAGCGACAUACCUGACCUGUGCAGCGAUAUACUCAACCCAAAUUAAAUGGUAGAUGUGA
Messenger RNA from Salvelinus fontinalis (brook trout), 5269 nucleotides. RefSeq names its product zinc finger protein 391-like. Gene Ontology annotation, molecular function: DNA-binding transcription factor activity, RNA polymerase II-specific; RNA polymerase II cis-regulatory region sequence-specific DNA binding. The record is from RefSeq and is a predicted model, not a curated record. NCBI's taxonomy places the organism in Eukaryota, Metazoa, Chordata, Actinopteri, Salmoniformes, Salmonidae. Gene Ontology annotation, biological process: regulation of transcription by RNA polymerase II. The coding region runs from base 120 to 1958 and encodes 612 amino acids. Gene Ontology annotation, cellular component: nucleus. The transcript is spliced from 3 exons.